AUGAUUGUAAUUUUCCUAACUACGGCAGCCCAAGUCUUGGGGGCAUCGCGCACGAGAGCAAACCCAUUUGCUAGAAGGCAGCGUCUAGAAAGAAACGAGCAUUUCACUGGCGUUGCCAACACGACUGCUUCCAUCUCCAAAUCCACGCACCACAAGGUACAAUUUAUCGAGCUUCGUACCGACCAUAAAGCUGCCCUGCUGGGAUGCUUGCCAACACCAAGUGCAAGAAGUGGAAGCGGAGUCUUUUUUUACGAGCAUGGCGGAAUACUGAGACUUGUCUCAGAGUCACUGGAGUGA
Messenger RNA from Colletotrichum paranaense, 297 nucleotides. RefSeq lists its product as uncharacterized. The coding region runs from base 1 to 297 and encodes 98 amino acids. Lineage: Eukaryota; Fungi; Ascomycota; Sordariomycetes; Glomerellales; Glomerellaceae. The transcript has a single exon. The record is from RefSeq and is a predicted model, not a curated record.